UUGUUUUCGAAAACAUCUAAUCUCAUCGUCGCGACAAUGUGCAUUUGAUGCACCGUGUACCAUCAUGAAAUCUGCUGGAACUAAAGAUCGCAACACUUACUUUGUCGACGACAAUUAGAGUACGGACAAUGAUUAAGCCACACAGUUCCCACAUUCACGCUUUUUAGCGUCCACAUUAAGGUAACUCUUGCCUUCGUGAGUUAAAGUCACAGUAUGUCGUACUAAAUCCUUCAGUCGCGGGUUCCUCGCAAUGGAAACAGCUGUCUUCAAUAGUCGCUCGUCAUCGUCACUCCAUUUGCACUGACCGUUGACUUAAUCGACAACUAUGCGGUUGCAUAAGAUCUCCAAACGUCAUUUGUUCCCGCUUCAUCUUUUGCUCGCCGUGCUUGUAUGCGCGUGGAGCGCUGAAGUAUCUGAAGUCAUAUGCGAGAAGGUCUCCUUUAAGGAGACUUCUCUGGGGGAUCGGCAUUCGGGUCAGGAAAGGACGACAUCUGCAUCAGUCACCAAUAAUAGUCAGAAAUUAACAUCGCCAAUCGUCUUUGAAACUCUCCUCCAAAACGAUACCAACAUCUUUAGACCCAGUAUACACUUAGGCGAGAUCGAGCAGCCCAAGAGUCGAAAGAAUCCCUUCAACAACGUGCAACACGUGAGAUUCGAGAACAGUGUUCAUCUAGACACCCAGAAUGCCCUACAAAACGCAUAUCAAGGUGUUUCCAGUUUGAUGGAUGAAGCGACGCGAUCGAGUAAAAUUAAGUUGCAAGACGAUAUUCAGAUACCGUCGAGUAUCCGUCAUCCCUUCAAUGAUCAGCGAGAGGUUACAGAGAUCGUUUCGAGGUCACCGCUCGAAGAGGUCACUGUCGGACACGUGUCCCUCGAUCAAGCGUUUUUCCAGAACAUCUUGAAGAAGCCAGAGGACACAUCGACGAUCUUCGGCAAAUCGAUGACGGAUCAUCGAUCGACCGGUACUUAUUUGGAUCUGUCGAGAUCUCCUCCGUACGUCAUCAAUUAUUACGCCAGUCAAAAUCAGAACGCUCAUCAGCCGUUGCAAGAGACCACUCUCGAGAUGAUAAAGAAGCCCGAGAGUAACGGCGUCUUGGUUGUUCGGCAGUCCACUUACACGAGGAAACGUAAGUUCCCCUAUACGUUUUAUCAACCAGGUGACGAGUAUCACGAUAUACAAUACGUGGAAGCGCCACACACGACGAUGGCUUAUCCGCAGAUGAGAAGUAUGUCUCCUUGGAAAAAGAUCAUUCACCUGAUCGGGACUUUUCUGCCGCUGGGUCUACUGUUGGCGCUGACGCCCAAGGUUGUGCGGGUCGACAACAACACGACAACCCAGCCUAGCAUCGUCCUCUCGAAACUUCGGGUCGCCGACCUGCCAAUCGAGCAUAAGCAGGCAGGUCGCUCGCUCGACGAACAAACGACGACCGUCUGCGAAGAUCGAUCGAUCUGCGAAUUGAUCCUGGCUGGCGGCGAAUCGCAGUCCAACACUUUGCAGAAUAUCCUGUGGAACUUGGCUACUAGAACUGCAGAUGACGUGGCAAAAAGGAACGGUCUUCGUGAGAUAUUUAGCGCUGUGAGAGAGAAGGAUUGUACGAGCAUCGAUUGUUAAUGACCGUUUAGGGAGCCUGAAAAACCACUUACAGCCACACGCGCGAUCAGUUUCGCGCUCGAUGAUUUAUGGCGUUAAUAUUUACACGUUAUGCAAAUUCGUGACUUUAUGCGUGAAAUAGCAAGAGUACAAAAAAUAUUAUAAUUAUGCCAAUCACACAUUACAUAUGUAUAAUCAUCAUAACAUAUAUAUGUCGGUUACAUAUAAUAAAUAAUUAUUAAUAGAGGGAGAUAUAUUGCGAUAUAUUAAAAAUUAAUUAUACAUCAUUCAUCUACAAAAUUAUUCAAGAAAUUUAAAGACCUUUUUGUUUAAUUAUUCCACGAUUUAAUUCUGUGCAUGAAAGGCAUUCUUUAAUGAUGUUCAAUAAAAAUAUGACACUGUCGAUAAGUGAGGACGAUGAUUUUUAUAUCACACGUAUUAUUAAUGAACCAUUCUUUCUGCGUAAGCAAAACAACAAGGCGCGAAAGUUGUCGUAAAAAAUAACGAAAAAGGGGAUGAAAGCUGGAUUUUUUAAAGAAUGAAGUACCGGGAGAGUGGGAGGGUAUGUGUUAUUCGGAAAUUCGUUCCGCCUGCGUGCAUCCGUGCCGACCUCGUCCCCGCAAGUGAAAGUAGUCGGUUUAUAAGUAGGUCGGCGUUAUUCUACGGCGAGCGAGCGCUUGAAGAAUUUAUGGAUGCACAAGGGACUUUCGGUCGACGGGCAAGCAGCUGACCAAUUAUCGCACACGCGCCGCGCACACGUUAACACGCGCCGACAAUAAUUACACGCGGUCAAACCGAGGCGAUGAGGCGCACCGCAAUUUUUAAUUAACAAGGUGCCGGUGAAGUAAAAUGGAUAAUUUGACGGCUAAGUGUAACGACGCUAAAUGUAGCAGGCAACAUGUAACGAUGACUAAAUGUAAUAUGUAAUGGCUGGAUGUAACAUGGCAUUCUCUCUCUCUCUCUCAUUUACUCUCUUAAUUUAUAUUUCAUAUUUUAAAAAAUAAUAAUUUCUCCCUUUCUCUCUCUCUUUUUUUUUUAAUUAAUUUAGAAUUUUUUUUUUUUCAAAUGAUAUUAUUGAAACAUUUUGCGUAAAAAAUAGC
Cataglyphis hispanica is the source of this 2691-nucleotide messenger RNA. RefSeq lists its product as uncharacterized. The record is from RefSeq and is a predicted model, not a curated record. The transcript is spliced from 4 exons. The coding region runs from base 326 to 1612 and encodes 428 amino acids. NCBI's taxonomy places the organism in Eukaryota, Metazoa, Arthropoda, Insecta, Hymenoptera, Formicidae.